GAGAGAGUCAAAUUAUUGCCCUCGCACCAAGCGAGUCAAAAACAGAAGCCGUGAAACGCGUAUACAGACCAUGACAAGGGUUACCUCAAAAAGCCUUGCGGCUUUCAUCACUGCUCUGCGGACUCGCGUGGCAGACUUCCACCGCAUUUGCAUGGUGAAAAAAACGCAACUUCCCGGCCACUUUGCUAGGAUUCACGAAACUCAUGGACAUGACCAAGACAUGGAAGAAGUAGUCGAGGCAAUCACGUCUCAUUGCCGAGCUAUCUCUCCAAGCGCCGGAUACGAAUGGGACGAGUUCGCUGCGAGGUUGCUGCUUGAUGAUAAUUACUUCCGCUCUAGUGGUUACGGAACCAAUGAAAUCCAGAUCGCAGAAAUUCUAUGGACGUAUAUCGCUGCUCUUGAUCACUUCUUCUUCUGGGGCGCGCUGACAAAACCCACCAGGUACACUGGAUCUAGUAGAGGACAGUGUUAUCGGACACAAUGGCGUCCUUUCAAUCUGGUUGUCUCGAUCGGUCCCAAUCGCCAGAAUGAGGGCGCCGCCUAUUGGGACAAUGACACUGGUACUGUGUAUAUGUUCACCGAGGAGCCUACCCACAGAGACGGGAACCGAAUCAAAUCGGCGCACCGGUCAACGAAUUCAUUUGAGGAUAUGAUACAAUACCUGUUUCAUGAGAUCGGUCAUGUUGUGACAAAUAUUUUUCCGUAUUUUCCCAAUGAGCACGUACUGUGGAAACAAAGGGAGUUCGACGAAGGUCAUGGAAUGGAGUUCUUGGAGCUGAUAAUAUUUCAAUUUGAGAUUAUACAACAGGCCGUCGAUAGGUUUGGCCUUGGACAGAAUAGCUUCAAAUCGGAGCUAGACCGACAUGGGGAUAGAAGAUUCGAGAUUUUAACAGAAGGUAUCCCACCAUUCAGCGCAGAUGCAGUCUCGUUCUUUAGACGCCGGGUCAUGAAUUCGUGCUAUUAG
Messenger RNA from Truncatella angustata, 964 nucleotides. RefSeq lists its product as uncharacterized. NCBI's taxonomy places the organism in Eukaryota, Fungi, Ascomycota, Sordariomycetes, Amphisphaeriales, Sporocadaceae. The record is from RefSeq and is a predicted model, not a curated record. The transcript has a single exon. The coding region runs from base 71 to 964 and encodes 297 amino acids.